GGGGCGGGGGGGUUCUGGGGACGGGCGGCUGCAUGCUUCCAGGCUCCGCGGAGCUCACCAUAACAUCCUGCCCCCCCCAACCCCGCGCCGCGCGCAUUGGGUCCGUGUGGGGAGUACGGAGAUCCCUCAGCCUGGGGAGGGAAUCCCUCAGCUGCCCUCAGCACCGCCCUCACCCAUGACCUGGAUCUGGAAUUCGCACUCUGGCUCCUUCCUUCGUCCCCCGACUCAGCAGUGGGAACAGAAACUGGCACAGAAGCUGGGCACCCUGGCUCCUCUCCUAGUCCCCUCUUCCCUCUGGAUGCCAGUUUAACACUCUCUUGGACAAGAAAAAGCCUGCUGGAAUGAGGGUCAUAGCCAAAGAUGCGCAAGACACGAGAGAUCUCACCAGCCCCCAAGGAACUUGGGGAGAAGGAGCGCCUCAAUCUCUCCCACGACCACCCUCCUCCACCUCUAGCUGACCAUGGAAUCAGAGGCAGAGAAAACAUUCCAUCGGUUCGCUGCCUUCGGAGAAUCAUCAAGCAGUGGCACUGAAAUGAACAACAAGAACUUCUCCAAGCUGUGCAAAGACUGUGGCAUCAUGGAUGGCAAGGCGGUCACCUCCACGGAUGUGGAUAUUGUGUUCAGCAAAGUCAAGGCCAAGAACGCCCGGACCAUCACAUUCCAACAGUUCAAAGAGGCAAUGAAGGAACUGGGCCAGAAGCGCUUCAAGGGGAAGAGCCCGGAUGAAGUCCUGGAGAACAUUUAUGGACUCAUGGGGGGCAAGGACCCAGCCACCACUGGCACUACUAAAGCAACAACAGUGGGUGCAGUGGACCGUUUGACGGACACCAGCAAGUACACCGGCACCCACAAGGAGCGCUUUGAUGAGAGCGGCAAGGGCAAGGGCAUUGCGGGACGGGAAGAGAUGACUGACAACACAGGCUACGUGAGCGGCUACAAGGGUGCUGGCACCUAUGAUAAGAAGACCAAGUAGAGAGGAGCUUCAUCUUAGCCUGCUAGCCCCCUGACCCUGCAUGUUUAACACCAGGGAGCUUGGAAAACAAUAAACAUCUGUGUGUGUGCAGCAGCUAAAAACUCUGUCUAUGAGGGACAACUGGGCCUGCUGAUAUAGGGAGAGGGAGAAGAGAUAGCCGCAGGAGUGUGGGUUCUCAACCACAUACCCUUCACUCUGCUUAGCCUUAUGCCUCCCAGCCAUCAGUUAGCAUUCCCCCUCAACAGCUGCUUCCAAGAACAGGGUGGAAGAAUAUAUUUGGAGUUAAGAGAUGAACCAGUUGUGGAGGUAAAAGUAUUUGCUACCUGUGUUCAUACCUGAAUGGUAUUCACCUCUCCACCUGAUCCCCCAAAAGGGUGUAGCAAUUCCUGAUGUGAUGUACUAUGAAAAAAGAUACCACCUAUUAGACCCUUCCCUGUCCCUCCACCUUCCUCAUCUGUUGCAAUUCAGGUUUUGCUGGGGGAGAAGUAGAAGCCAGCUAACAUGGCCUGACUUCUGUUACAAAUUUGUUCCAGAGCUGGGGGAAGGGGAGAGUCUAUUUUCAACACCAGCCCAGCACUGAGUUUUGCCCCACAUCACCUCCAUCAUGGUGUACAUGGGACAGAAGAUCUUAAUGACUGCUAAGCAUAGCCCAGGAAGAUGACCAGACGGGGGAGGCUGCCAAGAUUCCAAGAGUAGGAGUUCCAGUGCACUGAAGAAAAAGGAAUUAAAAUCAUCACAGAGUCA
Molecule: messenger RNA, 1717 nt
Organism: Callithrix jacchus (white-tufted-ear marmoset)
Lineage: Eukaryota; Metazoa; Chordata; Mammalia; Primates; Cebidae
Gene: TPPP2
Product: tubulin polymerization promoting protein family member 2
Biological process (GO): microtubule polymerization; microtubule bundle formation; positive regulation of protein polymerization
Cellular component (GO): microtubule
Molecular function (GO): tubulin binding
Source: RefSeq, a predicted model, not a curated record